Molecule: messenger RNA, 1167 nt
Organism: Geosmithia morbida
Lineage: Eukaryota; Fungi; Ascomycota; Sordariomycetes; Hypocreales; Bionectriaceae
Exons: 2
Coding region: 1-1167 (388 amino acids)
Source: RefSeq, a predicted model, not a curated record
AUGGGAGACGUGGCUGUCGCGGCGGUGGCAUCCUAUGAAGAGAGCGGUAUCCGGUUCCGCUGGGGCGUCCCCUCGGAGUCCGUCGACUCGGCCGACUCCGGCAGCCUAUACUUUAGCAUCGAUGCGCCCGUUACCAAGUCGUGGGCCAGCUUGGGUAUAGGGAGCGGCAUGCGUGGUUCGAGCAUGUUCCUCGUGUACACGGACGGGAAGGGAAACGUGACGCUCAGCACCCGUUUGGGAACGGGGCACAGGAUGCCUCGGUACGCGAGCGACUCCGGCGCUACCCUGGUGGCCGGGUCGGGCGUUCACGACGGCAGGAUGGUGGCCAACGUGCGGUGCAGCGGCUCCUGCUCCUCGGGGCUCGACCUCGGCGGCACCGACAGCUGGAUCGCCGCGUGGGUGACGGGCGACGCCUUGGAUACCGACGAUAUCGAGGCGCCCAUCAGCAUCCACGACGGCGUGGGUAUAUUUGACGUGGACCUGUCCCAGGCCGGCAUCGCGUCCGACUCCAACCCGUUUCUCGGCGGAAGUACGGGUGAUAGCGGCGAUGACGAUACCGGUGCGGUCACCAGCGGUGGUGGAGGCCAGGGAGGAGGGGGAGGAGAGAGCCACAAGACGAUGGUGUCCGCACACGGCUUCAUCAUGUCCGUCGCCUUCCUCAUCUUGUACCCCCUCGGUGCCAUGGUCAUGCCCCUUUUCGGAAAGUGGAUUGCCCACUCUGCCGUGCAGAUGGUCGCCUACCUCGCCAUGUGGGCUGGUUUUUCUCUGGGGAUAGUCAUUUCUCAUGGAUUGCCGCUCUUUUCCUCACCACACAAGGGCCUGGGCGUCAUCCUCGUCGCCCUCUUGGGCCUGCAGCCGGCCUUUGGCUGGCUCCAUCACCGACAUUUCCUCAAGAAUCGGCGUCGCGGACUCGUCAGCCACGUGCACAUCUGGUACGGCCGGGCCCUGGUCCUGGUGGGCAUGGUGAACGGUGGGUUGGGUCUGCAGAUGGCCCACGAGGAGCCGGGCGGUGGUCUCGUCGUCGCCUACUCUGUCGUGGCGGGGGUCAUGGCCGCGGCCUAUCUGGGCGCCGUCGGCAUCGGAAUCCUCAAGAGGAGGAGGACCAAGGCCGAGACGGAUUCGCUGGGACAGCCGUAUGUGCACGUUGCCGAGAUGCACGAGGCAUAG